Messenger RNA from Myxocyprinus asiaticus (Chinese sucker), 1574 nucleotides. RefSeq names its product acidic leucine-rich nuclear phosphoprotein 32 family member B-like. The coding region runs from base 218 to 943 and encodes 241 amino acids. Gene Ontology annotation, biological process: regulation of apoptotic process. Gene Ontology annotation, molecular function: histone binding. Lineage: Eukaryota; Metazoa; Chordata; Actinopteri; Cypriniformes; Catostomidae. The transcript is spliced from 7 exons. Gene Ontology annotation, cellular component: nucleus. The record is from RefSeq and is a predicted model, not a curated record.
AAUGGGCGUCGUUGGCCAGAGAUGGCGCUAUUGAGUAUAUAUUUGUUUCAGUGCCGUUUCCCUCCAUGGUUUCUGCUCCCAGACCAACUUGGCGCUGGGCUCAGAUCAUUCUACAGUCCCAAAUUCUUCCUCCAUUAAGGCAUCUUUCUACCUCUUUGAGUUGAACAGAAAUUCCUACAGAACCCAAGAGGCAAGAGUCCAACUUUUGCGGGGCGACAUGGAUAUGAAAAAGAGGAUUCAUUUGGAACUGAGGAACAGGACACCAUCUGAUGUACGAGAACUUGUCCUGGACAACUGCAGAUCAAAUGAAGGGAAAAUUGAAGGCCUCACAGUAGAAUUUGUUAAUCUUGAAUUUCUAAGCUUGAUAAAUGUUGGUCUACUUUCAGUUUCCAACCUUCCUAAACUUGGAAAACUUAAAAAGUUGGAACUCAGUGACAACAGAAUCUCUGGUGGCCUUGAUAUUUUAGCUGAAAAACUGUCCAAUCUCACACAUCUAAAUCUGAGUGGAAACAAACUGAAAGACAUCAGUACACUGGAACCCUUGAAAAAACUUGACCAUUUGAAGAGUCUUGACCUUUUCAAUUGUGAAGUCACAAACUUGAAUGACUACCGGGAAAGUGUCUUCAAGCUUCUUCCACAACUCGCAUACCUGGAUGGCUAUGAUAUAGAUGACCAAGAAGCAUCAGACUCUGAUGGGGAAGCUGAUGGAGUCGAUGAUGAUGAGGAAGAGGAUGAGGAUGGAGAGGAGGAAUUUGAUGAAGAGGAAGAUGAUGAUGAUGAUGAUGAAGAUGAGGUUGAAGGAGAGGAGGAUGACGAGGAUGCCAGUGGAGAGGAUGAGCACUGUCUGUCACUUAUGGAAACUAAGAACACAGAAAACAGAUUCAUCAGCAUGGGCCUGUUGGUUUUAGGAGGAAGACUUUGGCCAGGAUGGAGAGGUAGAUGAUGACGAUGAUGAUGACGAUGAUGAUGAAGAAGAGCAAGGAGGAAAGGGUGAAAAGAGAAAACGAGAAGAUGAAGAUGAGGAUGAUGAGGAGGAUGAUUAAGAGCCAAUAAACAACCCUUGUUACUCUUUCCUUCCCCCUCCUUUUCAAAAACUUAGCUAUCCAAUCAACCUUACUACCCCUCCACAACUCCUCCUUUACCCAUGCACAUCUCCUUGUGGGGGCAAGACUUCACCAGAUGAGUGGAGCAUGUGGAGCUGUUCAAAUGGAGCCUACAAGUUGAAUGAGAACCUUCUGAAUCAUUGGCUUACUCAGCAUUCCACAAGUUCACUGUCAACCCCCUGCCCAUUUGUGUUUCAAAACCUGUGAGGACUUUGGGGACAGGUAUUUAGUUUUGGGUCCGUGCUUUUAAUAUUUUGUUGAAUUAUUUUAUUUUUUUGCACCCCUUUUUUGACAUUUUCUCCCCCUUUAGUUUUUUCCAAAAUUCCCAAUAAGAUUGCUAUAGCAGCUGUGUAACAAGCUAGCCAUAAUUUUAGUGUGGCAGCUUGUGGUGCAAAUCAAGGUUGUAGCUACAUUUUUACUUUGUGUAAGAUGAAAAGAAACUUUGUAAAUAAAAUAACAUUUUGUGCUUUA